Messenger RNA from Homo sapiens (human), 3358 nucleotides. RefSeq names its product cerebral endothelial cell adhesion molecule (gene CERCAM). The coding region runs from base 1302 to 2855 and encodes 517 amino acids. Gene Ontology annotation, cellular component: endoplasmic reticulum lumen. The record is from RefSeq and is a predicted model, not a curated record. The transcript has 13 exons. NCBI's taxonomy places the organism in Eukaryota, Metazoa, Chordata, Mammalia, Primates, Hominidae.
CAUCAGCACUGGGCUCCGGGCUGUGCAGGGGAGUCAGACCGGCCCCCCCACCGCCCCCGUGCUGGGGCCAGCUCUCUUGGUAGAUCUUGGUAGAGGGGCGGGAUCCUGUCAGCCAAGGGCAGUCCCCCUUCCUGGAGCCUCUCCCCUCUGGCAUCUCUGUACCCCCAGGGCACUGGGAUCGAAGGCCACAACCCCUGGUCUGUAGACACCAGAACAGGGAGGAGUCCCUGGCUGAGGUUGGGGGUAAACUGAGAAAAAUGACAAGCCACCCUCUUCAACACACCACAGUUGGGCUGGGGGGGUGGAGCCCUGGCCUGGGGAGGCCGCCCACAAUUACCACAGUUUGGGAGUUUGUUAGUUCCCACCCCUGUAAGACUUGACACGUAGUCUUCAUUUCUGGGGAAUUGGCUUAAAGGGGCAGCAUCACCCAAAACCUGGGCACUUGGCUAAACCCCCACCUCUGUUAUGGGGGCCCCUUCCCCAGGAGAGGGGAGGCUGUGCCCCAUGACAGCAGAGCUUGGACCCAUCUGCAUUCUUAGGGACGCUUAGAGCAUGGUUUGGUCCUUAUUACAACCUGGGGGUGGAGGAAAGCAGCAGCUCUUCUGUCUAGUCCCCAUUCAGAGAGGGACAGGGGCUGGCCUGUGGUCACACAGCCACAGGUCACAUAGGUAGGUAUCUGCCCACCUAACGAAGGUAACCAGGGAAUGCACCAGGUGUGAUCCUUAAAGUCGAGGUACUUUUCAUCUUUCAAAAUGCAUUCGUUGGCCAGGUGUGGUGGCUCACGCCUGUAAUUUCAGCACUUUGGGAGGCCGAAGUGGGCAGAUCACCUGAGGUGAGGAGUUCAAGACCAGCCUGGCUAACAUGGUGAAACCCCAUCUCUACUAAACAAACAAAAAUUAGCCGGGCAUGGUGGUGCACACCUGUAAUCCCAGGUACUCAGGAGGCUGAGGCAGGAGAAUCACUUGAACCCGGGAGGCGGAGGUUGCAGUGAGUCGAGAUCAUACCACUGCACUACAGCCUGGGCGACAGAGCAAGAUUCCAUCUCAAAAAAAAUGCAUUAUUCUUCUCUUAUCUUUGUCCAUGACAUAAGCAGGACAGCUUAAGUUAUAGAGGGAGGACGUGAAGCCCAGAGAAAGAUGGGACUUGCCUGAGGUCACACAGCAGGUCACAGAACUGUGGUGGGGACCUGGCUGUGCUGCCUCCAGCCUCUCUGCUGUAGCACACCUACCCUUCACUGUUCCAAGGAGAGCUCGACCUCAAAGGUGUGUGCCACGGACCACAAUGUGGACAACACCACAGAGAUGCUGCAGGAGUGGCUGGCGGCUGUGGGCGAUGACUAUGCUGCUGUGGUCUGGAGGCCUGAGGGCGAGCCCAGGUUCUACCCAGAUGAAGAGGGUCCCAAGCACUGGACCAAAGAAAGGCACCAGUUUCUGAUGGAGCUGAAGCAGGAAGCCCUCACCUUUGCCAGGAACUGGGGGGCCGACUAUAUCCUGUUUGCAGACACAGACAACAUUCUGACCAACAAUCAGACUCUGCGGCUUCUCAUGGGGCAGGGGCUUCCAGUGGUGGCCCCAAUGCUGGACUCCCAGACCUACUACUCCAACUUCUGGUGUGGGAUCACCCCCCAGGGCUACUACCGCCGCACAGCCGAGUACUUCCCCACCAAGAACCGCCAGCGCCGGGGCUGCUUCCGUGUCCCCAUGGUCCACUCCACCUUCCUUGCAUCCCUGCGGGCUGAAGGGGCAGACCAGCUUGCUUUCUACCCGCCACAUCCCAACUACACUUGGCCUUUCGACGACAUCAUCGUCUUCGCCUAUGCCUGCCAGGCUGCUGGGGUCUCCGUCCACGUGUGCAAUGAGCACCGUUAUGGGUACAUGAAUGUGCCGGUGAAAUCCCACCAGGGGCUGGAAGACGAGAGGGUCAACUUCAUCCACCUGAUCUUAGAAGCACUAGUGGACGGCCCCCGCAUGCAGGCCUCAGCUCAUGUGACUCGGCCCUCUAAGAGGCCCAGCAAGAUAGGGUUUGACGAGGUCUUUGUCAUCAGCCUGGCUCGCAGGCCUGACCGUCGGGAACGCAUGCUCGCCUCGCUCUGGGAGAUGGAGAUCUCUGGGAGGGUGGUGGACGCUGUGGAUGGCUGGAUGCUCAACAGCAGUGCCAUCAGGAACCUCGGCGUAGACCUGCUCCCGGGCUACCAGGACCCUUACUCGGGCCGCACUCUGACCAAGGGCGAGGUGGGCUGCUUCCUCAGCCAUUACUCCAUCUGGGAAGAGGUGGUUGCCAGGGGCCUGGCCCGGGUCCUGGUGUUUGAGGAUGACGUGCGCUUUGAGAGCAACUUCAGGGGGCGGCUGGAGCGGCUGAUGGAGGAUGUGGAGGCAGAGAAACUGUCUUGGGACCUGAUCUACCUCGGACGGAAGCAGGUGAACCCUGAGAAGGAGACGGCCGUGGAGGGGCUGCCGGGCCUGGUGGUGGCUGGGUACUCCUACUGGACGCUGGCCUAUGCCCUGCGUCUGGCGGGUGCCCGCAAGCUGCUGGCCUCACAGCCUCUGCGCCGCAUGCUGCCCGUGGACGAGUUCCUGCCCAUCAUGUUCGACCAGCACCCCAACGAGCAGUACAAGGCACACUUCUGGCCACGGGACCUGGUGGCCUUCUCCGCCCAGCCCCUGCUCGCUGCCCCUACCCACUAUGCCGGGGACGCCGAGUGGCUCAGUGACACGGAGACAUCCUCUCCAUGGGAUGAUGACAGCGGCCGCCUCAUCAGCUGGAGCGGCUCCCAAAAGACCCUGCGCAGCCCCCGCCUGGACCUGACUGGCAGCAGCGGGCACAGCCUCCAACCCCAGCCCCGAGAUGAGCUCUAGGUCCAGGUGAUGACUGCAAAGCAGUGUCCAGGAGCAGGCCACUACUGCCCAGAGAGCAGAGGAGGAGGUUGUUGGCAGGGACUGCAGAUCCUGUCAGACCUGGCCACCACCUUGGGCAUGGCCACUCUGCCCUCUGGACCUGUCUUUCAUCGGGAGAAACCACUCAGAGAUGGAUCCCAUUCCCUAAAGGUCUCACAGCAAAGGAGCAGGACUCCCAGGCCCCUGUACCCUGCCUGGCCUGAUUCAGGGCCUUGUGGCCCCCAGCUUCUGUUUCAAGCUGGGCAGACCCCAGGAUCCCUUCCCUCCCUAAGGACUCAGCUGAGGGGCCCCUCUGCCCCCUUCUACCUCCACCUCAGCACCCUCCCCCAGCUUGAUGUUUGGGUCUCCCCAGCACCCUCCUCCCUGGCCGGUGCAAAGUACAGGGAGGUAAAGCAGGACCCUUGCAGACAUGUUGCCCAGCACACAGUAGGCCCUCAAUAAAAGCCAUUUGCACUUUAAAUAUA